Physcomitrium patens is the source of this 2431-nucleotide messenger RNA. RefSeq lists its product as uncharacterized. The record is from RefSeq and is a predicted model, not a curated record. NCBI's taxonomy places the organism in Eukaryota, Viridiplantae, Streptophyta, Bryopsida, Funariales, Funariaceae. Gene Ontology annotation, biological process: positive regulation of transcription by RNA polymerase II. Gene Ontology annotation, cellular component: nucleus. Gene Ontology annotation, molecular function: DNA-binding transcription factor activity; RNA polymerase II transcription regulatory region sequence-specific DNA binding; protein dimerization activity.
GAGGGACCAGCGCGUCUCUGGCGAGUGACGAUCGAUCGAGAGAAAGAGAGCGGGAGUUACGAACAAUCUUGCCUUUGCGAGGGUGAGCGAGAUCACCACAACGUUUAGACUCGGCGGCUGGUCCUUGGCUCGUCGAGUUUUGUGUUGAGCGGAGUAGCACUAAAAGAUUGAAUCAUCUGUGUUUGUUCGUAGACACAUGAUCACAAGUUAUCUGUGACUAGAAUGACUAGAUUUUUGUUGUACCGUUGCACGAGCGGCGCAGGUCUGUGUGUCUAGGUUGGGCUGGCGAGGCUUCGGUAGUGAUCUCUCAUCAGAUCGUCGGAAGGAUCUGUGAUAGCGAGGAGGCCGGAAGCAUGAGAGAUCCUGGAGUGGAUUUACAACGGAGUUGCUGGGCAGCGCCACGCUGUAGAUUUUUGCUACUGUCCUACACUUGGCCAGCUUGUUGCGUUCACAAAUCAGCGCAGGAAUUUCGUAUCGACUACAAAACAGUGUAGCUUGGGCUGGGUCUCUCUGCGGAAAGUCGGCGACUGAGAGUGUCCGAAGCCUUGGCGUCUCAGCUGCGGCAUCGCGGGAAGAAAAUAGCUAAGCAGGGAUGGGUAGGGUCAAGUUAGAGAUUAAGAAGAUUGAGAAUCCUACCAACAGGCAAGUGACGUACUCGAAGCGGCGCAAUGGUCUCAUCAAAAAAGCCUACGAGUUGUCAGUGCUUUGUGACAUUGACGUCGCACUCAUCAUGUUUUCUCCCUCCGGAAAGCUCACACAAUAUAGUAAUUGCAGCAUUGAGGACGUUAUCACUCGGUUCGCUAACCUGCCAAUGCAUGAGCGAAACAAAAGUUUUGAGGAUAUGCUCACGCGCUUCGCAAAUUAUCACAUGAUUCACGAUCGUAGCAAGUAUACUAGAAAACCUGAAAAUCUGGAGUAUCUACACAGGGCGCUGAAAAAGUUAAAUGGAGAAAAGGAUCUCGCAGCAAAUCAUCAACUCCUCACCGGAAAUAAGAGCUACGAAGUCGGAUUAUUACAAGAGGAGUUAAAGAAAUCUCAACAGGAAAAGGAACUGGUGCAACAAAGGGCAAGGUUGUAUUUGGCGGAUGAGCACCUUUUACAGAACAUCACUUCUGUCCAACAGCUUGCGAAUAUGGAAACUGAGUUGGAGCAGGCACUUGAACGCGUGCGUGCUAGGAAGAGUUACGUGAGCAGUGCAUAUCAAGCUGCGAGUGCAAUUCACCGACAGCAACAUGAGUUUCUGGGCAACAGUUACCAACAGAUGGUUGCACUACGCCAGCAACAGCAACAGCAGCAGCAGCAGCAGCAGCAGCAUCAUCACCAGCACCAGGCAGGUAUUGCAGGAACGCCAUCGCCAUUCUUGCAAUGGAAUAUGCCUGAGCGGAACGAAGCCACGCUGCAGGAUUUCAUGGAGCAACAAUCUAACCCUAGUCAGGCAAUCGUGCCUGCGCAGAUGACAAGGGAAUUAGUUGUAGGCAACGGUGAAGCGAGCCCAACGGGCAACCAUUUCUUUCCAGGUGCAGCAUCCCAGUCGAAUCUACACAACCUGGGGCAGAUAGGCCAUCUUGUGGGAUCGAACAGGGGCUUGUCGAUACACGAUAUGGCAUUAGAGCAGCCUGGUGGUCAGUUCGAAGACUCGCAGAAGAAAGCUAAGCUAGAAGCUACGAUGGGUUUUGCGUCGUCAAGCAGCAGUGGAGCAGCUGCAGAAGGAACUGCUGAAACUUUCACCAACCAAUCUGAGCAGGCGCAUGGAAGUACCGGCGCUUCCAACUGGCAUCAGGCUCACCAUCAUGCGCAGGCAUACACCAAUUCCCAGUAUCCAAAUGGAUUCUUCAAUCAGGUGUGAGUGCAGAUGCGUGGAAAUGAAUCAUACCAGUGAGUUUAUUGCAUUUAAAGGAGCUAGGUCAAGUUAGGGUUGAAGGGCAGGAGGUCAUCCAGAGGCAAUUCUUGAGCACAUGUGAGCCUUUUGCUGUUGGAGAUAGAUAAUUCCAUCUCUUCCGAGGAGGGAGGAUUGGUGCGUUUGAAGCAGCUCAUGCGGAACUGUUCCUGCAGCACACCCCAAACCUUAAAAACCUUGGUAGUGUCGAUAGCUCCAAACUAGCUCAAGCUACCUUUGGUAUGGUAAGAAAUUCGGUAACGCUAAUGCGAUUCAAAGGUGAGGUUUGGUUCACAUGGUUGCGUAGGUACAGUGUGGCGGUCCAUGUCUGUUUCUAGAUUGUAGUCGAUUCAUCUGAAGACGUUUCACGUCAUUUCAUUGUAGGUUUACCUUAUUUACAUUUGAUCCCAGGCAGAGCAUUUUGCCAGUCUAACUACGAAAGAUUUCGCACAUGAAAGUGUUAUAUACUUCAGGAAGUUGUGAGUCCAUCUUGUUUGUACCACAGCUUCACAGCUCAACAUAGUUCAUUUUGGGUACAACAACCUUCAAGAAUCA